Eruca vesicaria subsp. sativa (arugula) is the source of this 909-nucleotide messenger RNA. Lineage: Eukaryota; Viridiplantae; Streptophyta; Magnoliopsida; Brassicales; Brassicaceae. The record is from the annotation of a GenBank genome assembly.
AUGAAUCGAUUCAGACGAAUCCUUGAAACCGCCGGCUGUAUAUCGAAUCAGCCACUGGUUGAACCUAAAAUCCAACGCCGGAAGCAUCCUCUCGACCGCUGGCUUCAUGUGCCACUUCAAUCGGUGGAAUCGGAACUUUGCAGAACAGGUAUGCUGCUGCUUCUUCACAGUACAUGUCUGGUUCGAGGAUCUUUACUACAGGGGCAUCACCCCAGAAGCAAACAAUUGUUGGGUCAGUUUUAUAUGGUGUACUGCCUUGGAGGAAAUGAGCCACGGCUUGUUUCUGCUGCCGUGGAGCAGUUGAAAACCUUGCCGUUUUAUCACUCCUUUUGGAACCGUACUACUAAGCCUUCUCUGGAUCUUGCUAAGGAUCUUCUAAACAUGUUCACGGCUAACAAAAUGGCCAAAGCUUUUCUUACAAACAGUGGAUCCGAGGCCAAUGAUAACCAGGUCAAGCUGGUUUGGUACUACAAUAAUGCACUUGGGAGACUUGAGAAGAAAAAAUUUAUUGCCAGAAAGAAAUCAUACCACGGCUCCACUCUAAUAUCAGCAAGUUUGUCCGGGUACGAUCAAUCUAGUUCCUCUAUAGAAGUGCCAAUGAUUCUUUUCUUUCGUAACAAAUGUAAUCCGUUUUAUUUUGAUUUUAACCUUGGAACUGUUUGUCUAGGUGAAACGGAAGAGGAGUUCUCAACCAGAUUAGCCAAGAAUUUAGAGGAUCUUAUCAUUAAAGAGGGUCCAGAAACAAUUAUGUUGGCAUCUAAAUAUAAUACAAAUGUCUUCUUACUAGAUUGGUUGGUGCUUUUCGCUGGUGGUGUGAUGGGAAGAAGCAUGAGUGAAAAGGCAGGUGCAGCUUUCAGUGAAGCUCAAUGGCAAGAGCUUGAGAGACAGAGGAAUAUAUUCAAGUACUGA